GGUCGCGAGCCCAUGGCAUGGCAACCGCUCCUCCCCGCUCCACUUCACUGAUUCCCACCAGAGAUGCGGAUACCCGUUUCCCUUCCUUCUCCAGUCCGCAACAUCUCUCUUUCUUUUCCAGCAUUUCCAAUUCGUUCGUUCGUUCGUUUCCCACGCUUCCUGCCCACCCCAUUCCGCUCCGUGCUCCCCCUCUCCUCCGUCCCUCCCGGAUCCAACGCGGGCGUCGCUCCACGGAGUCCGCCGUCAGGCCGAUCGGCCGCCACAGCCCCGACCUACAAUGCCGGUUCUGGACCAGUGGACAUAACCAACUCGUGAACAAUGCUGGGUUCUACCCGGAGAAGCAUGAACCGGGCAUUCUUGUGAGAAAGGGAAGCACCAAUCAAGAAUGGCUUCCAGGGCAAUCAUCAGGAGAAGGAAGUAUAUUCUUGAGCAUACUAAUGGGCCUCGCCUAUUACAUUCAUCUAAGUUUACUUCCGGCCAAGGAACAUUUGGAUGUGAUGUUGAGCACAACACUGUAUCCCAUGUGCCGCAGCAGAAUUCGGGGGAUUCUAGCCAUGAGAAGCAGCAAUUUACUUUAAGGAAUAGAUACCUUUUGAGCCUUAGUAACUGGUUCCUGCGUCGCCCCGCCCUUGGUGUUCCUCUUGCCUCUUAUGAAUCCAAAGCACAUAUUUCUGUAUUCCCCUUGGGAGCCAGGUAUUUCCGGCAGUCAGUCCGCGCAGCGUCAGAAAAAGCUGGGCAGCCAAAAUCUGGUAUUACGAAUGGAAAGAGUGAGGACCAGAACCAACCAGAAAAGGAGGCGUCUCCAGAAGAGUGUGACCAGGCGGUGGAAGGCUUAAGCACUGCAAAGGCUAAAGCCAAAGCAAUGGUGCAGGAAGUCCAAAAGACUGACCAAUCGAUCAUACAGAAAUUCUGGGCAACACUUCUGGGUAUUGGUCCUGCUCUGCGUGUUAUUGCUUCAAUGAGCAGAGCCGACUGGGCUGCAAAGUUGAAGCAUUGGAAGGAAGAAUUUGUUUCUACGCUGCAGCAUUAUUGGCUGGGCACUAAGCUACUGUGGGCAGAUGUUAGAAUUUCAUCAAGAUUGUUGGUGAAGCUUGCUGAUGGAAAGAGCCUUACAAGGAGAGAGAGGCAACAGCUUACACGCACAACAGCAGACAUGUUCAGGCUUGUACCGUUCGCUGUGUUCAUCAUCAUUCCAUUCAUGGAGCUGUUACUGCCAGUAUUCCUGAAGUUGUUCCCAAACAUGUUGCCAUCCACUUUCCAGGACAAGAUGAAAGAAGAGGAGGCAUUAAAGAGGAAACUGAAAGCAAGGAUGGAAUAUGCAAAAUUCUUGCAAGAUACAGCGAAGGAAAUGGCAAAAGAAGUGCAAACAUCACGUAGUGGGGAUAUAAAACAGACAGCUGAAGACCUGGAUAAAUUUUUGGACAAGGUCAGGAAAGGUGGACAUGUCCCCAAUGAAGAAAUUUUGAGCUUUGCAAAGUUGUUUAACGAUGAGCUGACUUUGGAUAACAUUAACAGAUCACGGUUAGUAAACAUGUGUAAAUAUAUGGGAAUUCAGCCUUUCGGUACAGACAACUACUUGAGAUUCAUGCUUCGGAAGAAGUUACGAGACAUUAUGAAUGAUGAUAAGAUGAUUGAGGCUGAGGGUGUGGAGUCUCUUUCUGAUGAGGAGCUCCGACACGCUUGUCGCGAACGUGGCCACCUUGAUUUAUUGUCAACAGAGGAGAUGCGCCAUCAGCUCAAAGACUGGUUGGAUUUAUCACUCAAUCAGUCUGUGCCAUCAUCUCUUCUGAUUCUAUCAAGAGCUUUUACUGUAUCUGGGAAAAUGAAACCUGAGGAGGCUGUUGUAGCAACGUUAUCUUCUCUGCCAGAUGAAGUUGUGGGUACAGUUGGAACAGUAUUGCCUUCUGAAGAUUCUGUUUCUGAAAGGAAGAGAAAAUUGGAAUUCAUAGAGAUGCAGGAGGAACUUAUCAAGGAGGAAGAGAAAGAAGAAAAGGCAAAGCUAGACGAACAAGAGGCUAGUAAAGAAGAUUUGGCUUUGAAGGAAAUGACUGAGCCUACUGCUAGGGAAGAAGAGGAACUAAAGAAAUCAAAAGAACAUGAGAAGAAUGGCCACCUUUGUGAAAUCAGUAAAGCAUUGGCUGUGCUCGCAUCUGCUUCUUCUGUUACCAAAGAGCGAGAAGAGUUUCUGAGCCUCGUAAACAAAGAGAUAGAACUAUAUAACACCAUGCUGGAAAAGGAGGGCACAGUGGAUGAAGAAGAGGCUAGGAGAGCAUAUAGGGUGGCCAGGGAGGAAUCAGAUCAUGCUGCAGAGUUGGUUGCAGGAGGAAAAGUUUCUUCAGCAUUAAUAGAGAAGGUUGAUGCCAUGCUUCAGAAAUUAGAGAAAGAGAUUGAUGAUGUUGAUGCACGAAUAGGCAACCGCUGGCAGGUGCUUGAUAGGGACCGUGACGGCAAGGUGACCCCGGAAGAGGUAGAAGCAGCCGCAGGUUAUCUCAAGGACACCAUGGGGAAGGAAGGCGUCCAAGAGCUUAUCAGCAAUCUUUCCAAAGACAGAGAAGGGAACAUCCUCGUGGAGGACAUCAAGAAGAUGGCGUUGCAAACGGAGGAAAACAGCAAGCCAGAAGAAACGGCGCGCUGAUUGGUAGAAGAAGAAGCAUUCUCUAUCGUAUCUGUUUAUAUAUACCGUCAGCUCAUUCUUUUCCCAGUUUCAGUUCGUGGCAGCGCAAACGCGCGAAACGGUCAGUAUUUUUCUCGUGACCGUCUACAGUUGUAGUCCCCGGUGCCGCCCUCGUUAGUGAGGCGUAAACAGCGACUGAAGUUUCAACAUCCACUGAUUGGCUGGAUGGGGAAAUAAAUUCAGGCCUUUGAUCCAAAUGAUCUGAAUAAAGGUAUCGAUGUGCCUGGCUUAGUUUAGGCGUAUUUGAAUGAGCGCGUAUGCAAUCGGAGGCGAUGUUGUCAGCCGAUGUCAAGGUGAUGCUUGCAAGUGGGGAGAGUGUAAUACAGUGGCUCCUGAACUUGCUCAGUUAGCUAGAGAAGAAAUAAACCGGCUCUCGUGGAUUGUAAUGGUGUUACUGUUGUUUAAUCAAAUCAAUAAAGCUCUUUUCGACGGCCUUGAA
Molecule: messenger RNA, 3113 nt
Organism: Aegilops tauschii subsp. strangulata
Lineage: Eukaryota; Viridiplantae; Streptophyta; Magnoliopsida; Poales; Poaceae
Biological process (GO): intracellular monoatomic cation homeostasis
Cellular component (GO): mitochondrial inner membrane
Molecular function (GO): calcium ion binding; ribosome binding
Source: RefSeq, a predicted model, not a curated record